AUGGCUACUGGGCCACUGGGCCACUGGGCCGUUGACAGCAUGACUGGUGCCUCUGCCCUCAGGCCUCUAUACCUGGAACGCCUGGGACGCCCGUACGCCCUAGGGUGCUGCUUGGCCCGACCUUGGGUCAACCUCGUGUGUCCCACCCUACCUUCCUCUGUCGUCUCACCUCUUUGGUCUCAAGUUUAUACAGUGCGUCACUCCCACAACCUCAUCCGCCGCCUUCCCGACCACCGCCCCGCCGCUCCCGGUCCCCUCCUCGCUGCUGCGUCAACCUUUUUUCUCACCCUUCCCCUCAUUGGCCUGCCCCACCGAUCAAAACUCGUCUCUCUGUCGACCAUCAUGCCUGCCGCGGCCAACGCGACGUCCGCCUCCCCUGCGCGAGCCCCCAAAAACAUUGCCGUUGUGGGCGGCGGCAUUGUUGGCGUCUGCACAGCCUACUUCCUUGCCAUCUCUCCUCACCGUCCUGCCGGAUCCAAGAUCACCCUCGUCGAAGGCACGGGCGUCGCGUCGGCUGCUUCGGGAAAUGCGGGCGGCUUCCUCGCACGCGACUGGCACGGACCAGCAACUGCUAGCCUUUCCGCCAUGUCGUUUGACUUGCAUCGCAAGCUGGCAGAGCAGUUUGGUGGCUCCAAGCAUUGGCAAUACCGUUCUGUUGACACUCUGUCUGUGACGAUCGAUGGGCAAGCGGAGCCGGCCACCUCCCGCUCGCCUGUUCCUUGGAUUCCUAAGGGCAACAUCCAAAAGCACUCGCAGCUUGGCACACACUCGACCACAGCACAGUGCCACCCUCGGCUGCUGACAAGAUUCCUUGCAGAGCGUUUCCUGCGUGAAGAGGGCUGCGCGCUCGUGCUGGGGACGGCCAAGGCACUAGCGUUGGAUUCUGACGGCGUACCCCACACCCUCAUGGUCAACCUCAAGGAGGACGGGAGUGAGCGUAUUAUCGACGUCGACACAGUCAUCCUCACUGCUGGACCAUGGUUGGGCCGCCUCGCUGAGGCUCUCCUUCCUUCCUCGGCAGCCCGCGGCGUCGCAGUAGACGGCCAGAUGGCACACACUCUUCUCCUUCGCACCAAGGAGCCGACGACUCCCCACUGCCUCUUCGUCGACCUCACCCUUAACGACGGCGCAGUGUCUGAGCCCGAGGUUUACCCGCGACCAGAUGGAACCGUUGUCAUCUGCGGCGCUUCGUGCGCCGUCGACCUCCCCGAAACCGCUGGCGACAUCAUUGGCGACCCCGCAUCGGUCGACAAGCUGAGGACACAGGCAGCAGGUAUCUCGCCCGUGUUCAGCGAGGAGGGCGGGGCGGCGUUUGAGUCGUCGACAGCAUGUUUCCUCCCCAUCCCUGAUCGUGGGCGCCCAGUUAUCGGCAAGGUCCCUGGCAUGGAGGGCGUGUACGUCGGCGGUGGGCUCAGCUGCUGGGGCAUUACCCAGGGUCCGGGGACGGGGUUGGUGCUUGCCGAGAUGGUGCUCGAGGGCGAGGCCAAGACGGCAGACGUGUCCAAGUUGUCACCAUAG
This is a messenger RNA of Cutaneotrichosporon cavernicola, 1518 nucleotides long. RefSeq lists its product as uncharacterized. NCBI's taxonomy places the organism in Eukaryota, Fungi, Basidiomycota, Tremellomycetes, Trichosporonales, Trichosporonaceae. The transcript is spliced from 5 exons. The record is from RefSeq and is a predicted model, not a curated record. Gene Ontology annotation, biological process: retrograde transport, endosome to Golgi. Gene Ontology annotation, cellular component: cytoplasm; late endosome. Gene Ontology annotation, molecular function: oxidoreductase activity. Bases 1 to 1518 code for a protein of 505 amino acids.